AAAACCACCCUCGAAGUACUGGAUUAUGAAGUGGACUUGUUAUGGGUCAGGAAGAGGACAUUCCUCAACAAAUAAUAGUUUAAUAACGUUGCAAAGGUGACAAAUCGUUCCGUCGAUGGAUCUAAAUGAAGAUCGUGUUCAUGCGAUGUGCACCCGGAUAUGCUUGUGUGUUCUCUGCGGUUUACCUGCAGCAGGAAAGUCGACGCUUGCACAGGCGCUCAACUCUCACUCUGUCCAACGAGGAUGGAGGUCCGCUGUCAUUUCUUACGACGACCUGAUUCCCGGUGACGCUUUCAAUGUGAAGGAAGUCGAGGAUGAGGAGGAUAUUCCGCGAUCGCAGACGCAGACUGAAUGGAAAUGUCACAGACAAGCGGUGCUGCGGUGUGUUGAACAGUUCCUACAGAGUCCCACAGAGCAGCUACCACCAAUCAUCUACCAGAUCAACAGGGAUGCCCGGAGUCGUCUCCUUCACGCCGCUCAGGCCUGCGGGACACCGGCAGGCUCUUCUCAGGCCUGCGGGACACCGGUGGGCUCUUCUCAGGUCUGCGGGACACCGGCGGGCUCUUCUCAGGCUUACCCGUCACCUUCAGAUCGACCACCGCCGCCACUCGUCAUUCUGCUGGACGACAACUUCUACUAUCCAAGCAUGAGAUACGAGGUGUACCAACUGGCCAGAAAACACUCUGUGGGAUUCUGUCAGGUGUACGUCCACUGUCCCGUGGAGUCGUGUGUCAGGAGAAACCAGCUGAGGCCCCAGCCGUUACCCAGUGAUGUUAUAGUAGAGAUGGCCAAGCGCAUGGAGCCUCCAAACCCUCAGAGAAACUCAUGGGAGCAGAACAGUGUCACUCUGGACAGCGAACACCACUUCACCAUAGAAUACAUCCAAAGGUUGGUGAAGGUGAUCUCUACUGCGUUGGAGAACCCACUGAGUCCAGUCCAGGACAACACUGAGCAGAAGGAGGCUGAUCGUCAGAGCUGUGUGUCCAGUGUGGUCCACCAGGCUGACCAGGCCUGCAGACGCCUGGUUUCACAGGCCAUGCAGGAGGCCAGAGAGCAUCAACUUCCCUCAGAGAGGAUGAGGUCUCUGGCAGCCGACUUCAAUGAAUCCAAAACCACAUUUCUCCAGGACCUGCGGAGACAAGUUCUCCACGGCCUUCCCUUAACCCAGGGAGAGGGCGUGGAGGUGGAGCGGGUUGUGAACAGAACCGUGGAGGUGGAGCGGGUUGUGAACAGAGCCGUGGACGUCUUCAACAAAGAGAAACAGGAAAUCAUUGCAAGAUACCUUCCUCCUUAUGACACAGAAAAUGAGGGAUAGAUGAUUAUGAGCCAUUAUGUAACUUUCAUGGAUUCUAUGUAAAUAGUCACACAUAUUGACGUUAGUAAUUACAUUUCUAUAUUUUUCUGACAAAAUGUCCAACCUGUUAGGUGCAUAUACAGGGUGGAACCAAGCAAGGUGGAACCAAGCAAGGUGGAACCAAGCAAGGUGGAACCUAGCAAGGUGGAACCAAGCAAGGUGGAACCUAGCAAGGUGGAACCAAGCAAGGUGGAACCAAGCAAGGUGGAACCAAGCAAGGUGGAACCAAGCAAGGUGGAACCUAGCAAGGUGGAACCAAGCAAGGUGGAACCUAGCAAGGUGGAACCUAGCAAGGUGGAACCUAGCAAGGUGGAACCUAGCAAGGUGGAACCAAGCAAGGUGGAACCUAGCAAGGUGGAACCUAGCAAGGUGGAACCUAGCAAGGUGGAACCAAGCAAGGUGGAACCUAGCAAGGUGGAACCUAGCAAGGUGGAACCAAGCAAGGUGGAACCAAGCAAGGUGGAACCAAGCAAGGUGGAAAUGUGGAGGCUAACUUAGCCGUAGCACUGGGUGGAACCUAGCAAGGUGGAAAUGUGGAGGCUAACUUAGCCGUAGCACUGGGUGGAACCUAGCAAGGUGGAAAUGUGGAGGCUAACUUAGCCGUAGCACUGGGUGGAACCUAGCAAGGUAGAAAUGUGGAGGCUAACUUAGCCGUGGCACUGGGUGGAACCUAGCAAGGUGGAAAUGUGGAGGCUAACUUAGCCGUAGCACUGGUUGGAACCUAGCAAGGUGGAAAUGUGGAGGCUAACUUGGCCGUAGCACUGGGUGGAACCUAACAAGGUGGUAAUGCGGAGGCUAACUUAGCCGUAGCACUGUGAGUGAUCAAGAUCCAGCUGGCAUAAUGGUGAACACUUGAAGAUAAUUUUUUACUGUUCUGUCAAACAUAAUUUAAAAUGAUCAAAUGUUCAUCUACUUUAGCCGAACAGCAGGGGACAUUUUAAGAGUGAGACUGUACUGACUAACAUCAUGAAACAUUAAAAUGUAGAUGUAAACCGAGUGUUGAUACUUAAUGUAGCGUUGCGCUGUUAUGGACAUUUCCUGAAUGUGAUGUCAUCAUCCACUGAAAACAAAAUGGUCAAAAAUGCAAAUAAAAUUCCCAUUGAGAUCGAUAUGUUUUGUGUUUUUAUGGGAAAAGGACACCUACCUUUCUAUUUAAAGCUCUUUGGAAACCACAUUCUACAGAGAAUAAGAGGUGUUAUUUCCUGG
Messenger RNA from Oncorhynchus kisutch (coho salmon), 2560 nucleotides. RefSeq names its product L-seryl-tRNA(Sec) kinase-like. Lineage: Eukaryota; Metazoa; Chordata; Actinopteri; Salmoniformes; Salmonidae. The record is from RefSeq and is a predicted model, not a curated record. Gene Ontology annotation, molecular function: tRNA binding; kinase activity.